AUGGCUGAACAAGAGGCAUCCCGGUUUUCUGGCAUCAUCGGUGGACGGGUGGGAAACUUCAGAAUUCGGAGAGCAGUUGCUGAUGUUGACCGUGCUGCCGGUCGUGCUCCACGCGCAGGCAGCGACAAGGUGACAAUGCAAAUCGCUUUACGAGAGCUGCUUCAUUUGAGGUGGGGCACAUGCGCAGGCUGUUGCGGAAAGGAAGAGAGAAAUCACGUGUCGCUGUUCCCCAGCUUCUCCUUCGCCGUGAUCUUCCAGUGCAAGCUGAAUGAUGGGCUGCAGGUCUCCACAGCCCAGGUCGUCUUCACUGACGACACCAUCGAUCAGGCGUUGGACAAAUGUGGACAAGACUCGAAGAAGAGCCACAUCACACUCCACUUGGCCAGACAAGUUCGUCCUCACAGCAUGGAUCGUAUCUACCCCGAGACGUUUUACAAUGUCUUACACCAUGGCGCCUGCCUUGGCAUGAUGCUGUCUGCGCUCGUUUCAUCACUUCUCGUGGUUGCGUGGACUCACGAUGCGCAGCUUGUGCCGGUGUCCUGGAGCCGAAGGCUCAACGCAGGCACGGGCGGUCCUGAGCUUGAAGUGGAGCUCUCCCUGCCGGCUGCAUCGCUGCGGCUGCGCCUAUGGCACAACCGGGCGCUGCUGCCGACCUCCGCCCAGCAUGUCUUGCACUUCCGUGGCCGAACAGAGGUGGUCCCUUUGCCUGAGAACUGCUUCUACAUCGGCGAGGUGAUGGGUGAGCCUUCAAGAGUUGCCCUGUCCACCUGCGGAGGGGGCCUCUCCGGUAUGAUAUUCCGGGGGAAUCAGACGCUCUGGCUCGAUCCCCAUCCUGAGGACCGCAAGGAGGGACAAGAUAGGAAGCUCAGGGGAAGUGGGGCGCACUGGCUCCGUACCCUCCCUGGGCAGCGAGAGCUGAACUCGGUCCAGCGAUUUCUCUCGCCGAACACCCGCAGGCUGAAUGCUGGUAGUACCAAGUACGUCGAAGUCGUGGCCGUAAACGACUUCUCCAGGUACUCCGCCUUCGGAGGGAGUUCGGGGCUGGAGACACUGGCUGCCCACACGGUCGCGGUGCUCAAUGCGGUCACGACGAUCUACCGUGCAACACCAUCGGCUGGAUCCUUCCCCUAUCCUGUCCAGGUGGUCCUGGUCGCCCAGCACACUUUUCUGGACGAAGACCCCUGGCAGUCGCACUUCCAAAGCAAUGCGGAGGUGGACCAAGCCGUGCUGCUGGAGGACUUCUUGACGUGGAGCUCUUCGCAGAUGGCUGCAGGCUCUCUGUCCGAGAACGACAACCGGGUGCUGUUGACCGGACGAGACCUCUUGGGUAGCACCGUUGGUUUUGCUCCAGUGUCUUCCAUGUGCGAUGUGGCGAGGUCCGGGUCCAUCAACAUGUGCGGCGCAAACAAUGCGGAUGUGUCCAACUGCGCGGCAGUGGUGGCUCAUGAGAUGGGCCACAAUUUUGGCAUGUCCCACGAUGCGGGAACCACUGCCUGCCCAGACUCCGGCUACAUCAUGGAAGCUGUAGGUGAUGGUAUCCCGGCCACGCAAUUCACAGGAUGCAGCGUGUCUGACAUCACGACCUUCUUUUCCCAGGUCUACACCAGGAACUCCGAGUGUCUAGAGAACAAGCCCGUGAAGGUCUUUGGCGAUCCGGUUUGCGGAAACGGCUUCCGGGAGGAAGGCGAGGACUGCGACUGCGGAUCGCCCUGCAAUGACCCGUGCUGUAAUGGUGCGACCUGCAAGUUCGCAGACCCCAGCUACGAGUGCAGCGACACUGUGGGCUCCUGCUGCGAGAGCUGCAUGAACGUGACCGCAGCGGCACAGAAGGUGUGCAGGGCCGCGCGCAACACCUGCGACCUCGCGGAAGUCUGUCCCGGGGGCACCUCCAGCUGCCCCAAGGACGAGUACACGUACCCAGGGGCACAAUGCUCACUUUCCUCGAAUGGAGCCACGUACGAUGGCCUGUGUUCCAUGGGAAGCUGCAAGAGCAUGCGCUACACCUGCGAAGUGGACGUGACACGGGACUUCGAGGGCAACUGGGAUCUCACUGAGCCCUGCGCCGCCUUCAAUGACGACUGCAGCACCGUGGUGUGUCACGAUGCAUCGAAGAGCUCUGCAGCUGACUGCGGGCAGUACUUCAGUGUCCACGGCUCGCAGAUGUCUGUCCCUGAUGGGACGCCAUGCUGGCAUCCAAGCGAGCCGAAGGGACAGCGCGGGAGUAUGUGCUUCCAGGGCCGCUGCACGCGCCCUGAGACCUUGGCCGUGGUGCCGCUCUGCGGCAACGGUGGCAUCGACUAUGGCGAGGAGUGUGACUGUGGCUCGGCAGGCGAUGCCUGCUGCGACUGUGACACUUGCCAGCUCAAAGCAACCAGUGCCUGUGCCGGGACAGACCCGUGCUGUGAUCCGGCCACAUGCUCCUUGCGCCCAAGCGGGACUGUGUGCCGUGCGGCCCUGGGCGAGUGUGACCUGGCCGAGGCUGCCGCCAACUACACGCGGCUACCAAGUACAUGUGCAGCAAUAAGCUGCGUUGUGGGGGGGAAGGUUUGCUCUGGAUCGUCAGCUCAUUGUCCUCCUGACCUUGGGAAGCCAUGGGGGUCGGAAUGCACCAGUGGCGGUGUGCCUUCCACCUGCUACGCCAACACGUGCCUCCCAAGCCUCGACAAGCAGUGCAGCGACAAGACCGCGGGAGACAAGCCGGUGGCCAGCAGGCAUUUGUCUACUGGCUCUCGUGGCGAAGCGCCCGGACAUCUUUGCACAGCUUUGAUGUGUUGCGCCUCUUGUGCUCAAGAAAUGGGAGAUUGGAUGAUAAACGACGAGCCGGUGACGGAUCCAUGGCUCUGCAGCAGCUGCUUGCGGAGUACUUCCCAGUCAACCUUCACUGUCAAUGGAGAAAGCAAAAGCAUCUACCUGGCAGCGGCUGUCGACGGGACACGCUUAAACGGCUCCCUGUGCGUCUCAGCCGAAGCCACAACGCCUCUGACCGCUGAGUUCUGCAGCAGUGCAUCCUACUUCGAUGCUUCUGUGGGCCGUUGUCUGCUUUGCUCCUCCGCCUGCGCUCAAUGCGACGGCCCGACCCACCUGGACUGCACGAGCUGCGCGAGGAACGUGAAGGAUAGCCGCGGGGCCUGUCCCAUUUUCCUGGAGGCCAUGGUCGAUGAUCGGGCAGCCACGAUCACAACGACAGCUGGCGCAGCUGGCACGACUGGCAUCAGCGGAGACGGAGGUGGAGGUGACACAACCACUCCAUCAACCGGUAUCGUUGGCGGCAGCGCGGCAUCGUCGGCCGUGAUUGUGGGUGUUGUCCUUCCCGUUGCUGCCCUGCAGCUAAUGGUGUCGGACAUCUGA
Molecule: messenger RNA, 3348 nt
Organism: Symbiodinium natans
Lineage: Eukaryota; Dinophyceae; Suessiales; Symbiodiniaceae
Source: the annotation of a GenBank genome assembly